AUGAAGCUCACUGCUCUCUCCAUCGUCUGCUUUCUUCACGCGGUAGCUGCCAAAUCCGCGCCUCCUUGCGGUCUGCCCUGCUCCGAGCCUAGAGAGUACUGCGACAGCUCCAUCGGCGAGUGUCGAGCCGCUGCCGCCGACAGCACCGAGUGCUAUAACGCCACGACGUCGCUGUUCCAGGACGGCUGCGACCCGGGCUUCAAGUGCCUCAACAGCCUCUGCCGGUCUGCCUUCGAGUCGGAGGCCGCGGAUGGCCGGACCUGCUCCAUCAUCUGCGCGGCCGGCAAGUUCUGCGAGAACGGCACCACGGAGUGCCGCGGCCCCGCAGACGACAGCCAGUGCUUCAACAUGUCCACGGGAUUCUUCCAGGACGGGUGCGCCGACGGGUUCUACUGCUCGUUCAACAAGUGCGUGGACGUGAGCGUGUAG
Messenger RNA from Phytophthora sojae, 429 nucleotides. RefSeq lists its product as hypothetical. The record is from RefSeq and is a predicted model, not a curated record. Bases 1 to 429 code for a protein of 142 amino acids. The transcript has a single exon. NCBI's taxonomy places the organism in Eukaryota, Oomycota, Peronosporomycetes, Peronosporales, Peronosporaceae.